AUGCCGGAAAAAGCACAAGCUUCGCAAGCUCAACACCCUUCCGCGGUAUCGGAUAGCCAGGAUCACAAGUUCAAUCCGAAUUUCACUCAGGCGGUAAUCAAUGCGACGGGACCAAAAGCUACGCCCAGGGUCAGACAGCUCACAGCGGGAUUAAUACGGCAUCUCCAUGACUUUGCGAGGGAGAAUGAACUCACAGUCGAUGAGUGGAUGACAGGAGUUGAGUUGAUGAAUGCAGCAGGUCGCAUGUCAGACGCCAAACGGAACGAAGGCCAACUGCUCUGCGACAUUCUCGGCCUCGAAUCGCUCGUCGACGAGAUCACGUACAAGCUCGCCUCUACUGCCGCCGACGAACCCACAGCGACUGCGAUUCUAGGCCCCUUCUACCGCCAUGAUGCUCCGAAACUGCCCAUGGGCUCCUGCAUCGUGUCCAAGGAAAUAAAUGAGCAAGGCGACCGGACAUUGAUGCACGGCAUCGUCACGGACUUUAGAACCGGACAGCCUAUCGAGGGCGCGGUGGUGGACGUAUGGCAUACGGCGCCAAAUGGCCUAUACGAACAACAAGAUCCAGACCAGCCAGAGAUGAAUCUCAGAGGUAGAUUCACGACGGGCAAAGACGGGAAGUAUAGCUUCUACUGCCUGAGGCCAGUACCUUACCCCAUACCUUUCGAUGGGCCAGCAGGCAAAGUGUUGCAAGCGCUGGAUAGGCAUCCGAUGCGGCCGGCGCAUAUACACUUCCUGCUCACAGCGCCGGGCUACAAACCUAUUGUUACUCAGAUCUUCGACCGAACAAGCAAGUACAUUGACGACGAUGCCGUUUUUGCGGUCAAGGAUUCUCUUCUUGUAGAUUUCAAUCCUUUUGAGGGAGAUCCGAAAGCAGACUUUGAGCUGCCGUACGAUUUCAAGAUGGCGAGCUUCGAGGAUGCAAAGAAGCACUCCGUUGCAGGGACGACAGAAGAAAGCGCGUGA
Messenger RNA from Alternaria incomplexa, 966 nucleotides. RefSeq lists its product as uncharacterized. Gene Ontology annotation, molecular function: catechol 1,2-dioxygenase activity; ferric iron binding. The transcript has 3 exons. The coding region runs from base 1 to 966 and encodes 321 amino acids. Gene Ontology annotation, biological process: catechol-containing compound metabolic process. NCBI's taxonomy places the organism in Eukaryota, Fungi, Ascomycota, Dothideomycetes, Pleosporales, Pleosporaceae. The record is from RefSeq and is a predicted model, not a curated record.